Molecule: messenger RNA, 2211 nt
Organism: Ricinus communis (castor bean)
Lineage: Eukaryota; Viridiplantae; Streptophyta; Magnoliopsida; Malpighiales; Euphorbiaceae
Product: high affinity nitrate transporter 2.5
Exons: 2
Coding region: 530-2044 (504 amino acids)
Biological process (GO): transmembrane transport
Molecular function (GO): nitrate transmembrane transporter activity
Source: RefSeq, a predicted model, not a curated record
UGUUGUCUUUUGUCAUGCAUUCAAAGUUAACUUCCUUUUCCAAAACUUUGAAUUCUCUGCAUCCUCACUUUCCUUCUUUGCUAGGCACAGUAAAUCAUUGAGACUCGGCGGAAGUUAAUAGCCUCUGUGCCCGAUUCUUGUCUCUCUAAUCUCUAAAGAGGUAAUAAUUGGACCUCCCAAGUCACACAUGAAAAAUCAACAAGCCAGCCUUCAAACUAGAAACACCAGCUACUUUUGGUUCUUUGGCAAAUCAUCUUCCUUCACUCAGUUUCUAAUUAAGGUUAUUGGAGUAUCUUCAGGAUAAAGAAAUUUUAAAUGUUCUUGCCGACUUUGUUGUACAUGUCACCUUUUAAUCUUGACAAACAAGUAUAAACAAUGAUGAGGCAAUCUCUAAUUGCUGAUGUAUAAGUGUCCUGGUAGCCACUAGACACUCACUUCCGUUCUUCUCUUAGCUUUUAGAGGGUGAGAGAUCACACGCACCAACAACUUUCAGAAAACCCUUUUCUCUUUGAUUUCCAAGAAUUGAAAGAUGGAGAUGGAGAUGGAGAAUUCUGGGGCUCAGAGAUUUGAUCUUCCAGUGGAUUCAGAGCACAAGGCGACAGAAUUCAGAUUAUUCUCUAUAGCGGGUCCCCAUAUGCGAGCAUUUCACCUGUCUUGGAUCUCUUUCUUUUCUUGUUUCGUUUCAACUUUUGCUGCACCACCUCUUCUUCCAAUUAUACGAGAUAACCUUAACCUCACAGCCACAGACAUUGGCAAUGCAGGUAUUGCAUCUGUCUCUGGUGCCGUCUUUGCAAGAAUUGCUAUGGGAACUGCUUGUGAUCUUUUUGGACCACGUCUUGCCUCUGCCUCGUUAAUACUAAUCACAGCACCAGCAGUAUACUUCACUUCAAUCGUCACAUCCCCUGUUUCUUUUCUUUUGGUACGAUUUUUCACAGGGUUCUCUUUAUCUACUUUUGUCUCAACCCAAUUCUGGAUGAGCUCUAUGUUUUCUGCACCGGUAGUUGGCACUGCUAAUGGUGUUUCAGGUGGAUGGGGAAAUCUUGGCGGUGGAGCAACACAGUUGAUUAUGCCUAUUGUUUUUGGCCUGAUUCGAGACAUUGGAGCCGUGAAAUUUUCAGCUUGGAGAAUUGCAUUUUUCAUUCCUGCCCUUUUUCAAACAUUAUCAGCCUUUGCUGUAUUGAUUUUCGGUCAGGAUUUGCCCGAUGGGAACUUCAAGAGAUUACAGAAAUCAGGAGAGAAACCAAAGGAUAAACUCUCAAAUGUGUUUUAUUAUGGGGUUAAGAAUUACAGAGGGUGGAUUCUUGCAUUGACUUAUGGAUAUUGUUUUGGGGUGGAGUUGACAAUAGAUAAUAUAGUAGCAGAAUACUUCUAUGACAGGUUUAAUCUGAAACUUCAUACAGCAGGAGUUAUAGCAGCAAGUUUUGGAUUAGCAAAUAUAAUUUCUAGACCAGCUGGUGGGUUGAUUUCGGAUGCAGUGGCAAAGAGGUUUGGGAUGAGAGGUAGGCUGUGGGCUUUGUGGAUUGUGCAGACAUUGGGAGGGGUGUUCUGUAUCAUUCUUGGAAGAGUAGCUUCCUUAAGUGCUUCCAUUCUUGUCAUGAUUGCUUUCUCUUUGUUCUGCCAAGCUGCUUGCGGUCUAACAUUUGGCGUGGUUCCUUUUGUCUCAAGGAGGUCACUAGGGCUAAUAUCAGGGAUGACAGGAGGAGGUGGAAAUCUGGGUGCAGUUCUAACUCAACUGAUAUUCUUCACAGGAUCCAAGUACUCAAAAGAAACAGGAAUAUCUCUCAUGGGUAUGAUGAUUAUAUGUUGCACUCUUCCAAUAUGUUUAAUAUACUUCCCACAGUGGGGUGGAAUGUUUUGUGGUCCAUCAUCUUCAAAGAUUGCUAUGGAGGAAGACUAUUACAUGUCUGAAUGGAAUUCAAAGGAGAAGGAGCAGGGUCUACAUCAGGCAAGCUUAAAAUUUGCUGACAACAGCAGAAGUGAAAGAGGCAAAAGAUCGGAUUCUGAUACCAUGCCUGCCAAUGAUUCCCCUUCUGCAAAUGUCUAGUUUUUUCUUCCUCUACUAGCUCAAGUUUAUCUAGUAUAUCAGCUUUGCAACCAAAUUGUAUUCUGCAGCUGUGAAUUUCAGGUUUCAGGUUGCAAGUAUUUUGAAAAUAGAUGUACGUUUAAGCUUUAUAGAUUGCAAAUUAAACAAGAUAAGUGAGUUUUAUUUUA